This is a messenger RNA of Dalotia coriaria, 8198 nucleotides long. It is a transcript of the gene dom, whose product is annotated as domino helicase. NCBI's taxonomy places the organism in Eukaryota, Metazoa, Arthropoda, Insecta, Coleoptera, Staphylinidae. The record is from RefSeq and is a predicted model, not a curated record. Gene Ontology annotation, biological process: chromatin remodeling. Gene Ontology annotation, cellular component: Swr1 complex. Gene Ontology annotation, molecular function: ATP-dependent chromatin remodeler activity; ATP hydrolysis activity; histone binding.
CACUGGCCAUUCGUGUAGAAGCGCCAGUCGCCAUGUUUGGAUAGGAUGAAGCGUCCUUCUCUGCGAACGUGUAAGAUGCAACGAACACGAAUGUGAUUCAUUUCGUGCGUCAAGCGUUGCAUUCGACGACUGGCCGUCAGUCGACACGAUCCGUGGCAGUGUUUUCAAAUGUGGAUGGGCCACCAGUGCGCCGAUAUUCGCGGAUUUCAUGAUGAUGCCUAUUAUUCGUUUUAAAUGGGAAACGAUUGACCUUCGACAAAUACUUGCAAAGUAGGCGAUGAGUGAUGAAACACCGGGGGCUGGACAGAGUGCCCUGCCCCGGGAGGGCUUGGCAUCCAAGCCGGCGGUGGUUCGUAACGUUCAGAUGGCAGGUGGGCAGUACGUCGUCACAUCGCAAAGUUCAAACCCUGCGUAUAUACCUCAGUCAGUUGCUGGUUCACAACAAGGCAUUCAACGUAUUAUUAACAUAAGUCCAACAAAAGUUAACCAAACAACGCCAUUGCGACCCAGUUUGACCAAUCAAAGUAUUGUUCAAGCCCUUACCAAGACCAGGUCACCAGCCAGCAAUGUGCGACUACUGCUUCAAAAUGCCAACGACACGACAUCAACCCCAGCCCCUCGUACGGCACCCAAGCGAUUUCUACCAACUCCGCAAGACAAGAAGGAAACCUACGCCACGAAACUGCAGCGCGUCCUCAAUCAUCGCAAUGUGCGCUCGAAGUACGUUCGUGAGAAGUAUAACGAGCACUUGUUGGAGAUGUACCACCUGGAGUUGGGAGGCAGCUUGCUGGACUUGUACCAGUUUGCCAAACGACCGAAAACCGCGCAAUUUCUCUUGUAUAUGAAAGAGAAUAGUAUCGAUCCCAAAGAUGUCGAAGAGGCCACCACUCCGCCGAUUCCGACGGCUACGGCGGCCAGCUCCCUGCCUGGUAUGUCAAGCAACACCAGCACGAACACGGCGACUACUUCUGCGAUUAUGAACUCCUCCACGCCGGUGUCGAGUCCUGUCCCCAGUGCGUCAAAACCGCCACUGGAUACAAAGACUCCGACCGUGAAGGUACCCAAACAACCCACGGCACCGACAACGCCCACCAAUCCAGAGCAGAUUGUUGAAAAGGCAAAGCACGAAGCUUAUAUCGUGCAGCGCAUUACCGAUCUGCAGAAGGAGGGUCUCUGGACGGAGAAGCGUUUGCCUAAAGUGCAGGAAAUGCCGCGGGUGAAAGCGCAUUGGGACUACCUGCUGGAGGAGAUGGUAUGGCUGGCCGCUGACUUUGCGCAGGAACGCAAGUGGAAGAAGGCGGCGGCGAAGAAAUGCGCGCGAAUGGUACAGAAGUACUUUCAGGACAAGGCGCAGGCGGCGCAAAAGGCCGAGAAGGCGCACGAGCAGCACAUGCGACGCGUUGCCGCCUUCGUCGCUAAAGAGAUUAAGAACUUCUGGAACGUCGAGAAGUUGGUUGAGUACAAGCAAAACACACGGCUGGAGGAGAAACGCAAACAAGCGCUCGAUCAACAUCUCAGUUUCAUCGUGGACCAGACCGAGAAGUACUCGCAAUUACUUGCGGAGGGCAUGAAUAAGCCGAUUGCCGAACAAAAUAGCACCUCGAAUCCGGCAUCGAAUGCUAAUUCUGAUGAUGAAUUUCGUCCAGAUAUUGACAGUACUGAUGAUGAGGAGACGAUUGCACAAGAGGAGGCUCAAGACGAAGGCGAGAAGAGUGAGGAGAUUGCUGCGUUGCAGCGGGAAUCGCAAAUGGAUUUCGAUGACUUCUUAAGUGAAUUGCCAAAGGACUACCUGAUACACAGAGACAAGAUUCGACUCAGUGAGUCAUCGGAAUCUAGCGAUUCCAAUGAAGCGUCUACGACUGCUUCCACAACUAGUAAAACGAAAAAAGUCAUUGACGAGGAUUUCACAAUGGACUCUAGUGGAGAAGAUGACGAGAACACUAUACAAGAACAGGAGCAAGCCGAAGGCGAGCAAGAUCAUCAGGCCGAAAUUGACGACUUGAAUGAUGAGGCAGAGAUGGACAUUGAGGAAUUGCGGCGGAAGUAUGCGAACAUGCAGUCACCACCACCCGACGAGAGUUCCAAUAUGACGCCGACCAGUGGCGAUGAGGCGGCAACGUCAGAUCAAGAGCGCGACGAUGAUGAUGUUUCGGGUGAGAGUGAAAGCGAGGAUGAAGUCGAUGAGGACAAGAUGUCCACGACGUCCGAGAAGGAAUCGCGUACGGAAAUCGGCCUGAAAUCACUCUUGGACGAUUCCAAGGAAGGAGAGGAGAUCAAGACUGAUAACAACGAUCUGAUUAACGAUGCCGCCGCCAUCGCCGAGAGUAUACAGCCGAAGGGUAAUACUCUGUCAUCUACAAGUGUCGUUACACCGAUUCCGUUCCUGUUGAAAUUCACACUGCGAGAAUAUCAACACAUUGGUCUUGAUUGGCUGGUGACGAUGUUCGAACGCAAGCUGAAUGGCAUAUUGGCUGAUGAGAUGGGUUUGGGUAAAACCAUCCAGACGAUUGCGUUGCUCGCGCACCUUGCUUGCGAGAAAAGCAACUGGGGCCCGCAUCUUAUAGUCGUACCCACAUCGGUAAUGCUCAAUUGGGAAAUGGAGUGCAAGAAGUGGUGUCCUGGCUUCAAGAUCCUCACGUACUAUGGCUCGCAGAAGGAGCGUAAGCUGAAGCGUACCGGUUGGACGAAGCCUAACGCAUUUCACAUUUGCAUCACCUCGUACAAACUGGUGAUUCAAGACCAUCAGAGUUUCCGCCAAAAGUGGAAAUAUCUCAUCUUGGACGAGGCGCAAAACAUUAAGAACUUCAAGUCGCAACGAUGGCAACUGUUGUUGAACUUUCAAACACAGCAGAGGUUGUUAUUGACUGGUACACCGCUGCAAAAUAAUCUGAUGGAGCUGUGGUCGUUGAUGCACUUUCUGAUGCCGAAUGUGUUUCAAUCACAUCGGGAGUUCAAGGAGUGGUUUUCGAACCCGGUGACUGGCAUGAUUGAAGGCAAUUCGGAGUAUAACGAGAAUAUCAUCAAGCGAUUACACAAGGUGCUAAGACCGUUUUUACUACGACGGUUAAAAUGUGAAGUGGAGAAGCAGAUGCCCCAGAAGUUUGAGCACGUCGUCAUGUGUCGCUUGUCUAAGCGACAAAGAUUUCUCUACGAUGACUACAUGUCUCGAUCGAAGACGAAGGAAACCCUCUCGACCGGAAACUUGCUCAGCGUUAUCAAUGUGCUCAUGCAACUACGAAAAGUGUGCAACCAUCCUAAUCUGUUCGAGGCACGCCCGACGAUCUCGCCGUUUCACUGCGAGGGAAUCGUGCAGCACGUACCGGCUAUAGUCUACUCGGCGUUAGAUUACGACGUGUGGAAGAACGUAGACCUCAAAACUAUAGGUUUGAAUCUACUGCACUUGGAGUUUCACUUUGGUGCUUAUCAGUGUUAUCGUCAGCGGCAGUUAAAAACUACUAGAAAACUUAUCGAAGUAAUUUCCACUCGUACUAAGCCACCUUCAUGCCCACCGUCGAGAUUAUGCCUGAAAGUGCAUCGAAAUCCAGUUAAUAAAGCCUCGUCGAUAAAAGAUGAAGUUAAAUCAGCACCGAAAGUGAAACUGAUUCAACAUCCAGGUGGAAUUAAAGCUGUGCAAAUAGCAACUGGAUCAACAACCCCAACAACAGGUACCAUUAAUUUAUCCAGUGUUCUAACACCAUCCGUACCAAGUUAUGCUCAACUCGUGGAAACUCUCACAGGCAAACACAUCCUGUUCACGCCCACCUGCAACAUCAAUACAAACAGCAUGGGUAUUACGGGCACAACGACUGUAAUGACAUCAAGCGGACAAAAACUUACUCUGUUGCCCAAACAGUCGAUAGCAUCCACCACACCGAACAAUCAAUCAUCAGCUAUUGCAAAGGCAGUUGUAAAGGUGCAGCUCACAUCAUUGCCUAACAAUGCGGGCUCGCCAAUCGCCAAAGACAACAUUAAUGUUGACGUUACGCCAGCGCGUAAAUCGAUUGACUCGAAGUUUAUUGAACGGCUGUACAUGCAGGCGCCGAAUAGCAAUAAAAGUAUUGAUGUACGGUAUGCGUCAACGUUCAGUCAGAGCGAAGACGAGAAGGAUGAGGAAGAUGCAGAGACGUGGCAGAGCUAUAAGCUGGAUCAACUGGCGCGGUUCAAUGAGACGCGUUGCUCGGGCGAACCAAUUUACGGGAUGGAUUUGUUAGAGAGUUUGAGGAAAUUUGGAUCCGCUGUAAGUGCGAAUAAUUCAUGGAGCAAUGGCAGGCGAGUGUGUCAUGAAGUGCAGUAUGGUCUGAAUGAACGACAAACGUCGGAUACGUUGAAGGAAAUCAUCUACACACCGACAAAACUUAUAGAACAACUUAACUAUAUAUUUGACAGAUUUAUUGUUUACGUGCCUUCUGCCUACGCGCCUGAACCCGAGCUGCAAGUGUGGAAUCCUAACCCAAGCACGUACUGGGGCCGAAUACAGGAGCGCAAGCAGUUUGCGCUGCAGCUGAGCGAACCUACCGAGCCGCUGCAUCACAUUGCGUCCAGCAUGAUAACACAGUUUCCGCAUCCGCGUCUCAUACAGUAUGACUGUGGCAAAUUGCAGACGCUCGACCGGCUGCUGCGACGACUCAAGUACGGUUCGCAUCGCGUGCUCAUUUUCACGCAGAUGACAAAGAUGCUGGACGUGCUGGAAGCGUUCUUGAAUUUCCACGGACAUAUCUACUUGCGACUUGAUGGAUCGACACGAAUCGAUCAACGACAGAUACUCAUGGAGCGUUUCAAUGGAGAUCCGAAAAUCUUCGCGUUUAUCCUUUCGACACGCUCUGGUGGCGUUGGUGUGAAUUUGACGGGCGCAGACACUGUGAUAUUUUACGAUUCCGACUGGAAUCCGACCAUGGACGCGCAGGCACAAGAUAGGUGUCAUCGAAUCGGGCAGACACGAGAUGUGCACAUCUAUCGCCUGGUCAGCGAGAUGACCAUCGAGGAAAACAUCCUCAAGAAAGCCAAUCAGAAGCGAUUAUUGGGUGAUCUUGCUAUUGAGGGUGGCAACUUUACUACUGCAUACUUCAAGAGCACAACAAUUCAAGAUCUAUUCAGUAUUGAUCAGAGCGAACAAUCAGCGGCGACACGUAUGUCUGAUGUCAUUGCAAGUAGUCGCGAGCGUGAAAAACACGCUGAGGAGACGUCUGUAUCAGCAUCGGACGAGAAGUCUGCGAUGGGUGCAUUGGAGAGUGCUCUAGCCGCUGCCGAGGAUGACCAAGACGUCAUUGCUGCCUGUACAGCAAAGGCGGAAGCUGUAGCUGAACUAGCAGAGUUUGACGAAAACAUCCCUCUUGAAGAUAAGGAAGACAAAGAAAAAGAGCCAGAAAUCAGCAAGGCAGAGCAAGAAGUUGUCAAUCUCAUCAAACAAUUAACGCCUAUCGAGAGGUACGCAAUGCGAUUCAUCGAAGAGACCGAAUCCGCUUGGUCAGUCGAACAACUUGCAGCCGCCGAACGCGAAAUUGAAGAGAAGAAGCGUGAGUGGGAAGAGAACCGCAUAGCGACAAUGCGCGAGGAGGAGGAGCGUCGGGCGCGCGAGCUAGAGGAAGAGAGCGAGCUUCUCACGUUUAGCCGCGAGGACGCAACGAAUCAGAUUUGGGUAUCGCAAAACUCGAGCGAACAGAUGCCGAUGUGGUGUCCGCCGACUCCACCACAGCAGGAUGAUGACGUGUACAUUGAUCAUACGGUGGCGUUUCUCUACGAUACCAGCAAUGUCAUGCUGGAAACGCAGUUGCCCAAUGUCUACAUUCGAAAGGAGACGAAACGCACUCGUGUGGAUGCUGGUUUGGUGGAUAGUCGACGGCCGACGAAGGUGCAUAAGCGCGAGGAUAUUAUGCAACCACCCAAGUCUAUAUUCAACACAUCGCUUGCGGUGAAGAUGCGUAGGGAUGCACGCAUUCAGAAAUUCCGUGGACUUAUGCGACCGCAAAUGGCGCCCAUGGGUCCGGGGGUGAAAUACCCCGGGAUUAAACCGCAUGUGGAGCCACCCGGACACAAUUGGACGAUUCAUGAAGAUGCCGCCAUCUUGAAAGUUAUACAAUCGUAUCAGGGACUUAGUCUUAGCUUGGCUAUUACUCACGCUGGGCACACACCGAAUUGGGACUUUGUUGCUGAUUUUGUAAACACUGUCUCGAACACUUAUAGAUCUCCGAAACAAUGCCGUAAUCGUUAUGAGAGUAUAUUAGUUCCGCGUGAGGAAGGCAAGCAAAUUAUCGAUACAUCUCCUAAGAAGAAAAAGCAGAAGAGCGCUAUGAACAGUGGCAUGAUGUUCAAGUUCCAGGUGCAACCGAAAGCAAACAGACCCACUUCGCAGUUGUAUAUUCAAGACAAUAAUAGCACGUUUACCACGCUAAUGACGCAGAGAUACGAUGCGCUUAAGCUGAUCACACCAACUAAAAAAGUACCACCAAAAGCAACGCCUACCGUUGCUUCCAUUGCUUUGAAAAAUCCGAAACAUGAGGGUAUUUUAAUUGAGCAUGGAAUUGAUUUGGAUCAUCCGAUGAGCGCGGUGGAUAUUGCCAGCAAACGUGCUGAGCGUAAUCGUGACAAGAAGCCGCCUGAUCAAUUGCUUAUGCAGAAGCAGUUGCAGUUGAUACGCCAACAGGUGCAAGCGCAAGCUGCAUCAGCGGCUCAGGCUGGUAACUCGCCCAAUUCAACACCCAGUACAUCGCAAGUGGUCAUCCAGCAGCAACAACAACAGCAGCAGGUUCAAACUGUUUCACAGACAAUACAGGUUACUACAGUGCCGACGAUUGUCAGCGCGGUUCAGACCUCUACUCCGAAUACGCCUCCACCUAAUGCAGCUAGGAUGCAGAGAAUUGUCGCAGCAUCCACUCUGCAAAACCAAUCAGUUGUUUCAUUGCCAGGUAUUAGUGCAGGUCAACUGCAAGCGCAGCGAUUGAUUGUUUCCAGUACUGCUGGACAGUCGAAAGCAACGUUGGUUGGUACCGGUACGAUGACUGCUAAGGCUUUGAGUCCGGCCCAGCUUAUGAUGUUGCGCAAUGCGACGCUCAAGCAACAAACGCAGCAUAUGCGUCUGCAGACGGCUGGGAUAACUCAACAAGCGUUAAAAACCACCACUGUGGUGAACUUGCCGGGUCAAACAGCCGUUGUGCAAUUCACACAGGCGCAACCACGUGCACAUAUUAUCAAGAGCGGAACAGUGGCGGUGGCCAACAAUAAAGUGACGCGUACACUGACUGAAAGUGAAGUUGCCCACUUUUUGAAACUGAAGAGUCAGAAUCAGAAACUCGCUGGGCAGGCGACAACGCUUGCGAAUCAACAGGUAUUUACGCAAACCUUACAGGCGGGACCUUCUGGGACUCAGGUGGCCACGAUUGUUAAAAGUGUUUCUACUUCUGGAGUGACACCAGCAAUGAUUGGAACUCAGGUGAAGACGCUGCCUACGGGCCUGAAAACGCAGGCGACACAGGCGCAAAUUCGACAAAUGCAAAUCCAGCAAUUGAUGCAAAAGAAACUGUUGCAUCAGCAGAAAGUUGCUGGUGUGACUCAAGUUACGGGUAAAGGUGGCGUCGCCACUCAGCUCAUCGUCGGCAACAAGCCGCUUGCCACGGCGAUGACGAUGCAACAAUUUCAGCAGGUGAUACGUUCACCGCUCGCGGUUCCUCCGGUGGUGUUGGCGGCGUCGAAAACUACUUCACGCAUGAUUCCUGUCAAUGCCGGCCAGGGCACUAAACCUACUAUUCAAGUUGUUACAUCUCCGUCACCUGGCUUAACUACGACAAUACGCCCGCAAACGUCAUCGACCUUAACAGCGGCGACGUUGGCGGGUAUCAAGGUGGCGAAUGCCGCCGGCGCUAGCCACUCGCAGCAGCAGGCGAUACUCUCGCAUGUAUCCGCUGUGCUGGGGCAGAACGUGCGCCAAAGCUCCCCGGUGCGCCUCCAGACUGCCGGUACCGUCACCGUGCAGCAAUCCACUAGUCCGAGCCUGCAGCCUGGGGCGGGCGACAAGCCCAACGAUAACGCGGUUUGAAUGCCAGAGGAUGUGCACUGUGUGCGUGAUUCGGCAUGCGAAUUUCAUUCACGCACUCGUCAUUAAACAAAAAAAGUAUAAAUGCGCUAGAAUAAUUUAAUUACAAAGUUAACUCUAAUAAAAUAUUGUGAUGUAAAUUUUUUUUGUAAUAAAUAAUUUAAAAACUGCA